GGUACCAUAAUGGCGAAGUGGUGGUGGCGCAGAAGUGGUCAGGACCCAUCAUCCAGGGCCGGGCGCUGGUGCUGCAGAAGGUGGACAGGACGCGAGCUGGCCGCUACACCUGCGCUGCUGAGAACUCCCAGGGCAGAGGUGUCAGUAACCCGGCUGACCUUAACGUUAUGUAUAAACCAGUUUGCGCGGCUCCUCAUCGCCGCACGCAGAGCGUCCAGAAACAGGGCAGUGCGAAAGUCAUCUGCGAGGUGGAAGCUUACCCGCCUCAAGUGAACUUCACUUGGAAGUUUAAUGGCUCGAGUGAAGGAGAAGCGUUGCCGCUGGAGAGCAUUGAGAACCACGGUACAAUAUCAGCGCUUAAUUAUACGACUGCCAUGGAACAAGAUUUCGGGACGCUCCUGUGCUGGGCCACUAAUGCGAUUGGAAGCCAGCGGAAGCCUUGUGUUAUACACCUCGUCCCACAGGCGCGGCCUCCAAAUGUGCCGGCAGCUCCCAUCAACUGCAGCAUCGCUAACCAGAGCAGCGAGGCGAUCUCUGUGGUGUGCGCUCCGGCAGAGGAGAUGUCGACAGAGGAGAUCACGUACAUCAUGGAAGCCUGGGUGCAGAACAGGCUUAUCCAGAACACCUCCAACUCACGGCCAGAGUGGUGGGUGGGCGGCCUCCAGAGCGGCACGGGCGUCCGCCUCUCCAUCAGGAGCGUGGCGUCGUCCGGUGCCAGUCUGCCCGUCACGCUCGAGGCUGACAUCAUGAAAGUCGCUGAAAAACGAAUGGGUCCACCUGAGGAGAUAUCAAUGCCGCCUGUGAUUGGCGCGGUGAUUGGCGGAGUUGGUGUUGUGGUGCUUCUAUUGGCGCUCGGAUUACUCUUGGCGAGAUACGCACCGAAAUGUUGCGCGUCUAGAGCAGACACAGAUCGCAUCCCAAACACGCCUCCUCCGCAUCCAAGAGCGGGAAAAGAUAUUGCAUUAACUUCACUAAAAUGCGCUGCUGAAAACAAUGAAAACAUUAAAAUAUCCAAAGCUAGAGGCAAUUUUGUGUCGAGUUCAUCGCUGGAAGAGGAAGGCAGUCUCAUGCGAGCUUGUCCAUCCGUUGAGUCGAAGGCCAGUGAAGUCUCGGGUGCUUCGUCUGUCUCGCGAGACGAGGGCCGAGGCUUGCAGCGAUCUUCGGGGCAGACUGAAGAGACCAAGCAAUUUGCGGCCGCUGAGGCAGACGGCCUGCACAAUAACCCAGACCUCGUGCUGGGCACUGAUUCGUCAGUCGGAGUCCGGCAUUCGUCCUUCCCUCACCACAACCAACCGUCGGCCGCAGACCGCCAGACCGCCUUUGGAGGGCAGCAGAUGGACUGUGGCGUGGGCCGAACGAUGUUCCAAUCGCCGCUGCAGGCGCCUUCGUCAAUGGCAGCUAACGUCUCCCAGGACCAACUCUUGCAUCAGGCGCACCACACCACACAGCCUCAUCACCAACAUGUGCUGUUUCUGAAGCAUCAGCAAAUUUCCACUCAGCAUCAUGGACCCCAAACGGGGUCAUUUUUAUUGUUAAAUAAAUCGCAUGACGGUCGAGCCGAUGAUCGGAUAAUUAUGACUUCAAACAAUGGAAACCAAAUGAUGACCAACGAAAAGCAAAACAUUAAUCAGCAAAGGAAAUUUCCAUCUCACGCCAUGGCUUUUGGUCCUAACCAGUAUCGGCAGAAUUCUCAGCCUAAAUUUCUUCAUGAUAAUUGCAGCGACGAUUUUUCCUGCCCAAGUGGAUCUUACUCAGUGUCAGCAAGUUUGCGUCAGCAGCCACAGCAACAUCCAGAUAGAUUAGGGUCUACAUCAUCCUCUUCCCUCCACGAUAUCUCGUGUCUUCACCAGCAGCUUCCUCCUAUGCUUCCAUCGUGCAUCUCGCCUCCCGUUGGCCUCAAGUACCGAGGUUUUCCUGCAGGAUCUGAGCGUAGCAGCGGAGGAACCGUUAGCUCUGUGCCCACUUCCUCCACUGAUGGCAGAGGUAAUCCCAAGGCCUCCAUAACGAGCCUCAGCAAAUCUUCUGCCCCUGUAACUCACUACGCAACCUUGGGCAGGAAGCCCAUCCUCAAGAACCCAAUGAUAACUCCUUUGGCCGUAAGAACAGGGGUAGGUGAUUUCCUUUCUGGCAAACAUCAAGAGAGCGCCGUUUAGCCUAAUUUCACCUUUUCUACAUGAUGUGUCAAAUAUUACCUAAUGAAUUCGGACAAUCUAGAAUAAAUGUGCAGUUUCCCAUUUGAUGUGUACCCCAAUCUGGUAUUUUUUAAUAGUUAUGUAUCCGAGGACACAGUAGUUGAGAAUAAAUAAACAUGUCAUUUAUAUCAAAUGAAUGGAGUGAAGUAGCAACAUUAGAAACAGACGCACUGUACACUUGGGUAAUUAAACCGAAAAAUUAAGAAACUACCCUCAUCUCACCGAGUUAGGGUAAACCAAACUCAACAAAAGAUAUCAUACAUUUUUUCAAUGGAACGUGGCUGUUAUCGUGAUUUACAAUUCUUAAUCCUCCUGUUCAUAAAAAGAAUGUGUAAAAAACAAUUUUUUAAUCAUUGAUUUAUUUACUUGAAAGAAAAUUUGAACCUUAUGUGAAACAAAUUUAACGUUGCUCCCUUCUUUAUAAUUGAAUUUAUUUUUCCUAAAACUUUUCCCAUUGAAAUUUAAACAA
Hyalella azteca is the source of this 2661-nucleotide messenger RNA. RefSeq lists its product as uncharacterized. The record is from RefSeq and is a predicted model, not a curated record. Lineage: Eukaryota; Metazoa; Arthropoda; Malacostraca; Amphipoda; Hyalellidae.